Aaosphaeria arxii CBS 175.79 is the source of this 840-nucleotide messenger RNA. RefSeq lists its product as uncharacterized. Lineage: Eukaryota; Fungi; Ascomycota; Dothideomycetes; Pleosporales. The coding region runs from base 101 to 577 and encodes 158 amino acids. The transcript is spliced from 2 exons. The record is from RefSeq and is a predicted model, not a curated record.
UUACUAGGCUGGGUGAUGGAUCAGGUGUAGACGGGUAGGGACAUAUCUCGAGUAGCUCAACAAUAAAUUCUGCUUUCUUAUUUCCUUCAGAUGAGAAAUAAUGUCGUUGUUAAAUCGAGGUGCUGAUUUGAGCGUCCGUGAUAUUGGUUGCACCUGUGGCCAUCAUAGCCCAGUGUACCGGCGUCCCAGGGUACGCGCGUGGAUCAGAAGAAAAAAAUAUCAAGAGAACCAGGAUUCACGAGCUGACAAAGAUAUCAAGUUUUCCAAUUUAAAGAAGGGGGACGGGAGGAAGAUCGAAGAUCUGAAAGGUAACCUAUCAUCCCAUCCCAAACCGAGACAACAUCCAAACCGAAACGAAAUUCGAACCAAGACAAAAUCCAACCGAGACCAAGACCAAAACCAACCAAGACGAAAUGUCGGCAGACCUCAAGGAACGCGAACCUCAACAACCUCAACACUCACCUUCCUGUGUCAGGAACCGAACCAACCGUCGCCGACACGCCAAAAUAACCCCACGAAUGACCUAUCUACACGUCCCGAACACACUCCAUGGACCGACACCCCAACAACACACUAAAGAGGUGAAGCUUCCCCCGAGAGGCACUCCGCCGCCUACAACUUUCGCCUUCCUCCUGCGCAGAUAGACUAUGGCGCGGCAGCCACAAGCACCACCAUCACCGUCACCAACCUGCGAACCUUCGAACAUAAGUAUUAUUAUACCCGUAUACACUUAUCAACGAGCGCCAUAUGAGUGGACACCGGUCCACUACCCGGACGAUGCGAGAUCCUUCACCUUGUUCCUGUCGAGGGCGGCGCGGCUUUUGUUUGCAGAGGAGAGGG